AUGUGCAAAAUCUCGUCAAAAUCUGUCAAGUGGCUUCCAAGCAAGAAGUGCCUCGACAAAAAGUUAUGGGAGCGGUCAUGGAAAAUCCAGGCCAGUCCCACCAGGUGGAUCACGAAACAGUUUGGAAUCGACAAUUCGACCGUAUCCCAAACGACCCAGCGGCGAGCUGGCAGCGGUAGAAAAACGAAGACGACCGACCCCGUGAACGCAAGGAAGGUGAGGGAUUACUUCAAACGCAAUCCGAACCUUUCGAUUCGGGACGUGGCCAAGAAGGUCAAUUCUUCCGUCUGGUUCGUUCAGCAGACAAUGAAGCGGGCCGGACUUCAUGUCUGGAAGGUAAGAAAGGCGUUUAGCGGAACCGAUAAACAGAAUACGGUGGCUAAAGCCAGGAAGUCAACCAGUGGAAACUAA
Messenger RNA from Ochlerotatus camptorhynchus, 411 nucleotides. RefSeq lists its product as uncharacterized. The record is from RefSeq and is a predicted model, not a curated record. The coding region runs from base 1 to 411 and encodes 136 amino acids. Lineage: Eukaryota; Metazoa; Arthropoda; Insecta; Diptera; Culicidae. The transcript has a single exon.